CCGCCUGCGCAGAGAGAAACGAACCUGCUAGUAAAUUAGCUACGUUGAGUCGGUCGCUUAGCUGGUGGUGUAUUUGUGCGGAAGAUUAUUAUCUACAACAGGAAACUGUUUUAUAUUUUAUUUAAUCCUUUACAGUAGGAAGAAACAUAGUUAUAUUUACACGUAUUUGUGUUCAGCUAUAAAGCGUGUAAGGUUGUUUUUGCGAGAGCUUCCUUCGAACCAGUCAGCCUUGUUAGCUAGUUAGCUAACGAUAGCUAACUUAGCAGAACAGGGGGGAAAAAAAUAACCAACACCGCGAAUUAGACUAGAGGAAGUUUCUGUACGGUUAAUAAUUGUGCAUGCAGCUUUGAUAAACCCAGGUUUCUCCGUUUGGCCGAAUGUUUCAUAAUAGACAGAGACAUUUAAUUUUUGAAGUAAGAUAACGUGGUAGGUUAAAGCGUUCACAGGGUUGCACACGGUUCCAUUCAUCCGCUGCGAAUUCAAAAUGUCGGAGUUUGACGAAUUUGAGAGACAACUGACCGAAAACAAACAAGGUGACGGCGUUAACGGCCAUGAGCGGGACAAAGAAAAUAGGCACAGGCGUCGGAGUGGCUCGCGAAGCCGUAGUCGUGAAAGGAAGAGGAGGAGCAGAGAGAGAAGGAGCAGGGAGCGUCGCAGCAGCAGCAAAGACCGCAGGCAUAGACGCAGUCGCUCCCCACCGAGGGAGAAGAAGAAGAAAAUCAAAAAGUACUGGGAUGUCCCUCCUCCAGGCUUUGAGCACAUCACACCAAUGCAGUACAAGGCCAUGCAGGCUGCUGGUCAGAUUCCUGCCACAGCACUGCUUCCCACUAUGACUCCAGAUGGACUGGCUGUGACACCUACCCCAGUGCCUGUAGUAGGCAGCCAGAUGACCCGCCAGGCUCGGAGGCUGUAUGUGGGCAACAUCCCAUUUGGCAUCACAGAGGAGUCGAUGAUGGACUUUUUCAAUGCUCAGAUGAGACUAGGGGGUCUUAUUCAGGCUCCAGGAAACCCCGUACUUGCUGUCCAGAUUAACCAGGAUAAGAACUUUGCCUUCCUUGAGUUGCGCUCAGUGGAUGAGACCACACAGGCAAUGGCGUUUGAUGGCAUCAUAUUCCAAGGCCAGAGUCUGAAGAUCCGCCGGCCACAUGAUUACCAGCCCUUGCCGGGCAUGAGCGAGAAUCCCAGUGUGUACGUGCCAGGAGUGGUGUCCACUGUAGUCCCUGACUCUGCUCAUAAGCUUUUUAUUGGAGGCCUGCCCAACUAUCUCAGUGAUGACCAGGUAAAAGAGUUGUUGACGUCCUUUGGGCCUUUAAAGGCAUUCAACCUAGUGAAGGACAGUGCCACAGGGCUCUCCAAAGGCUAUGCCUUCUGCGAGUAUGUUGAUGUCAAUCUUAAUGAUCAGGCUAUUGCAGGACUAAAUGGGAUGCAGUUAGGGGAUAAGAAGCUCCUGGUCCAGAGAGCGAGUGUAGGAGCCAAGAACGCAACUCUGACGAGCAUAAAUGAGACCCCGGUGACGCUGCAGGUGCCAGGCCUGAUGAACAACUCCAUGAAUCAGAUGGGAGGAAUUCCGACUGAGGUUCUGUGCUUGAUGAAUAUGGUGGCUCCAGAGGAACUUCUGGAUGAUGAGGAGUAUGAAGAGAUUGUCGAGGACGUCAGGGACGAAUGCUCCAAAUAUGGGCAGGUCAAGAGCAUCGAGAUCCCUCGCCCUGUCGACGGCCUGGAGGUCCCUGGAACUGGAAAGAUCUUUGUGGAGUUCACAACAGUUUUUGACUCCCAGAAAGCAAUGCAAGCCUUGACGGGGAGGAAGUUUGCCAACAGAGUGGUUGUGACCAAAUACUGCGACCCUGAUGCCUACCACCGCCGAGAUUUUGUCUAGAUCAGAAUGCAUGGGAGUGGAGAGAAGAGGAGUGUGUGGCGCAGGAGAAACCAGAUGAAAGGCUGUAUUAUGACCGAGGGGUGGCAAAAGGGGGAUCUUUUCUUGUAGUGCAAGGUGGCAUUUCAUUUUUUUUUCUUUUUUUUUUCUUUUUUUUUAAGCAAAAAUAGCUUUGGCACAAUAAGUUUGCAUUUUAAAAAAGCAAGGAGUAUUAAUUGAGUUGAAUUUGUUUUAAUUGCAUAUUGAACAUUUGUUUCAGGGGGUGGGGGGCUGGGGGUUACAGUACAUAAUGCUUCUAAAACCACACGAUAUUGUCAGUGGCAUGAGUGAAGGAAAUAAAUUGCUUCCUUUCACUUGACUUUGAUCCCUCUAUCAUCCAAAUUUGCUGUUGGUGACCUAACCACCAUGAUCCUACUACACUCUCUCAAUUUUUCAGUCUUUUUAUCUCCAAAAUUAGUUUAGUUCAACUGUGUGUUAGUUUAUAUCCAGCUCUGUCUGUCCUGUUUCCAGUACACAUGACUGCCUCUUCUAUUGGUAAUGUAACUUCAAGUCUAGCAUGGCACCUUUGUGUCUCUGUGUGAACAUAACCCUCUUUUGAUAAUAAACUUAGUGAGAAUUUGAAAA
Molecule: messenger RNA, 2497 nt
Organism: Neoarius graeffei (lesser salmon catfish)
Lineage: Eukaryota; Metazoa; Chordata; Actinopteri; Siluriformes; Ariidae
Gene: u2af2b
Product: U2 small nuclear RNA auxiliary factor 2b
Exons: 12
Coding region: 485-1876 (463 amino acids)
Biological process (GO): mRNA processing
Cellular component (GO): nuclear speck; U2-type prespliceosome; commitment complex
Molecular function (GO): poly-pyrimidine tract binding; pre-mRNA 3'-splice site binding
Source: RefSeq, a predicted model, not a curated record